GUGUUUAUUGUCAAGGCCAGUUACAAACCUGUAUGGCAUGUAGGUGGGGCAAAAAUAUUCUGUUUGAGAACCUGAGGAAGCUGUAGUAGGGUAGAGAUUGUUCUGUCUCAGUCUAGUCAACAGAGUAUCUGGAACAGGGGCCCUGGUUUGUGCCUUUGGGUGGGAAGCCUUUGGGCUUGGGGUCAGGAGGAGACAAUCAAGAGUUGGUGAUAGUAUGAAUUGGAUGAUAUUAACUUAAUGACUGCAUUUGUUAUUUGGCACAGACCAUUAUGAGUGCCUGGAAACACUUUAAGGGAAAGAAAAGGGGCAGAAGAGAGAUUUGAUCAAUAAUGGCAAGUAUGAGAGGGAAGGGAAAACGGACCAAGGAGCUUACAAAUGGAGUGACCUGACUGAUGCAGACACAGGAGCUAAUGUUUCUUACUGGCCUUCAGAGGAUGAAAAGAUCCCUUCAGCAUCAUAGAUAACUUCUAAUGCAAUUGCUAAUAAAGGCACAAAAAAGAAAAGAUCAUCCUGUCAGGUACCAGUGGUAGGGAGAGCCCUGCUAGAGGAACUGUAGGUGACUGUGUCAUCCUUGAUCUGAACAUCCACAAGCCAGAAACACAUGAAGUCAUCUGGAAGAAAGGCAGUAAUCUAAUGGCCAAGAUCACAAAUUCUAUUGUAAAGCUCUAUGGAAUCAAUGUUACCCGAUUUAAUGCAUUCCCCAAUGGCAGCCUAAGCCUUUGUCCCAUACAAUGGGGGGAUGAGGGUAAAUACACAGCUGACAUGUUCAGUCAAGAUGGGUUGCUUUUAGAUACCCAAGCUAUUUUCCUGGAGCUUGUUGAAUAUAUAUUUGCAUCUGUUCAAGAAAUCAGUGGAUUUGCUGGUGGUUCUGUGUUCUUACCUUCUCCUGAGGUAAAUCUGGAAGGACAUUUCCAUGUGACUUGGAAGAAAGAGAAUAUAUCCAUUGCUAGGAUGAAUUUUUCCUAUUUCGAGUACUAUGGGGAAUACGCCAACAGAUCUGAGAUCUUUUCUAAUGGCACUCUCAGAUUGGACAGGAUUGAGGACAGUGACAGUGGUCGGUAUUAUGUAGAAGCACAUAAUGGCACUGGAAAGAUUACGUACAACACAAUCUCUCUUGAAGUGGAAGUGGGAGCAACAGAAGCACCCCAAACAAUCGAUUUCUUUGUUGUGUUAUAUAUCUGGAUGGGAUGCCUUGUUGCUGUAUGUAUUAUUGUGUCUAUCACACUUGCAUGGCAUUGUGGAAAGUGCAAACACAACAAAGGUCUCUUUAAACCCCCUAGCUUCAAGCGUGCGAAUCUGAGCCUAAGGAGGCACAGUGAUGGCUCUAGGAUAUCUGAGGAGGGAGGCAUGAGCAUCUCCUGGCAAAAUCAGGAUGAAGACUGCCAUUCAGGAAAAGGAAGCACUGCAGACUCCACCAAACAAGGGGACAAAGCUUUCAAUCAAGAUGUUGAUGCUAAAGCAGCAGUAGCUGCAGGUGUUUUCAACAAGCUGCCUGUAUCUUUAAAUAUCUCCAGUUUUCAAGGGAUUGAAGUACCUAAAUCACCGCCCAUGUCUGCAGAUGGUGGGAACUCUGUUGCCUUUAUUCCUGAAAGCUGUGUUCCUCUGCAGGCUGAGCAUUGUAUGCCUCUGGAUUUUGAGGACUGUGGUCCUCCUGAUUUCCCUUCAGAAGAAUAUGAUGACUGUUGUUCUCCGGCUUUCCCUCCAGAGGCAUUUGACCCCUACAGUUCUCUAGAUUUUCCUCCAGUGGUUUUUGAGGACUUUAGUUCUCUGGCAGAUGGGGACUAUGUUCCUGUGGAGGAAGGUGACUGUGUACUUCAAGAUUCAGGGGUUUCUGUUUUAGAAGUAGCCAAUGACUAGUUAAAGAUCCAGAUGAAAGAAGGAAACAUGCAUCCUGUUGUUGACAAAGACUGAAAUAAAAUUCCCAGGGGACAAGUCUGAAGGACUGACCUGAAGCUCUUUACAUUAGAGUUUGCAAAGUAAUAUGCAGUAUGUGCCUGUUUGUAGUAUAACAGUGGCAUUUAUUUGGCAGAUCCCCUUUUUGACUCAUCACUGAAUGAGCAACCUCAAAAUUCUGGAGUUUGUUUCUCAAUUGAGUUAAGUCCCCCAAGUAUGAAAUGUUUUCUCUCUCUUGACCAAGGUAUGCAAGCCUCUUCACAUCUGAAGAGCUGGCUGGGAAUCAGAAAACAGUGUGUAACACUUUGAUUUUCACUCAUGUAUGUAAAUACUGCAAGAGCAGCUUUGCUGAAAACAUUUCAGCAUUUCCAGUUUGGAGCUUAGCUCCAAACCAGGAGUGGACAAUAAAUCAUUAGUAUUUUUGGAGCCUUGAAAAAGUUUUGGUUAUCAUUUACCUGCUGUUGGGAACAAGGAGGAUUUCAGUUUUCUGAAAGAAGCCCAGCCUUAAUCUUGGCUCCAGUCUUUUUUUCUGCUUCAUCAACAUGUUAAUAUGGGGAGAUGGGACUAAUGGAGUCAAAAUGCCCCAUCUUGAUGCACCUGAGAGCUCACUGUUAAAUGCCACUGCAUGGCAUUUUUGCAUCAAGGAGGCAGCAAAUAAACUAGCCAGGUUUAGAUGCAAGCUCACAGUUGAUUGCUUGAAUUAGCAGAUAUACUGUUUAUAUGUUUAUCCUCCUAAAAUUACAUUAAGAUAAGAAAGUUUCAGUGAAGCAUAGUCUUCAGUUUUCACACAGGCCUGUUUCAGCAAAAAAUUAUAGCAUUGCCAGUGAAUUGCUGGAAAUUUAAACAGUUGUUUAACAUGCAUUCAAUAACAUUCUUAUUUAUAAACAAACUUGAGAAAGCAGUAUAUUAUAAGUCGAACUAUGGUAUAAAAUAAGGUCAGGUUGUUUAUUUUGUAGUGUGAUAUAUAUGCCUUCCACUAAAGUGUAACUUUGCUUUCACAUAGAUAGAAACAAAGUAGUGUCCCUGGGGUUCCGGCAGCCUAUAAGUGCUUUCUUAUGUACUCUGAACUUGUGAUCUGCUGUGUUGUCACUAGACUUCUUUCUGGAGAGUUUAAGAUGUGGGUAUGUAUAAUAUUCUCUUUGGGAGAAACCUGGAGGAAAGAUUUGCAUAUCAGUUGCUACUCUGACAUUUCUGGCCAAGUUGGGGCAUCUGGGAUGCCCAGUGGCAGAAUUAUGAAACAACAGAGGACAUUUUCUUGAGAACUGCAUGGAGUUCACCCCGUAUCCAUAGUGUUAACACAGUAACAUAAAAGCUCCCUCAGUUGUUCAGAAGUAUGUCAGCCCUAGCUGCUAC
Messenger RNA from Alligator mississippiensis (American alligator), 3246 nucleotides. RefSeq lists its product as uncharacterized. The coding region runs from base 634 to 1857 and encodes 407 amino acids. NCBI's taxonomy places the organism in Eukaryota, Metazoa, Chordata, Crocodylia, Alligatoridae. The transcript has 8 exons. The record is from RefSeq and is a predicted model, not a curated record.